Molecule: messenger RNA, 1611 nt
Organism: Homarus americanus (American lobster)
Lineage: Eukaryota; Metazoa; Arthropoda; Malacostraca; Decapoda; Nephropidae
Exons: 10
Coding region: 625-1494 (289 amino acids)
Molecular function (GO): protein binding
Source: RefSeq, a predicted model, not a curated record
UGCGCACAGAGGAGGAGGCAGUGGCAGUGUGCGCAGCGGCGUUGUUUUGUGUGGUUGUGAUUCCCCUACUGCACAAAGCCCUCACCCACCCUCAACCCCUGGACGCUAAACCUUCCACUCUGUGAAUCCUUCCCCUCAAACUUUCUCGAAAACAAGAAAACGAUAACCCAAAGACAGACAACAAUAAAUUGGAUAAAUCUGGGAAAUGAGAGAGAUGUGAUAAUGAUCGUGUGACAAAAGAAAUGGUAGAAGAAGAAUAGGAAGAAGGUCCAGGAGGAGUUAGUGUGGUGUGACCAGAGGGAUGUGCUCGUGACGGUGGAUGUGUAGUGUGUGUGGUGCUGUUAGUUAUUACUGCACCUGCUGGUCAGCCAUCUCACCUCACCUAGGUAAUGAAACCAAUAACGUUAUCGUGAGAUACUUAGUGGCGUCCUUGAGGCUCAUGCGAGGCAAAGUCAGAGCCUCUACCAGCCACCCCCGGCCUGUGACCCGCGAACAGCACCUCCUUCUCCUCCUUAGCCUCAUAAAGUGAGACAAUUACCUGUGAAGGAGACGUGGCGAGAAGACAAGGUUCCUCACCGUUACCCGUCAUCUCGAAGUCAGCUUGAAGGAGACAACUGGACACAGAUGAUGAAGAAGAUGGCGGUGAUGGCGCUGUUCAGUUUAUUGGUCCUCAUCCCUGUUACGAUGGCUGUUCCAGACGUCAACCAGCUGGAGGGAGAAGCCGACUUUCGGUCAGUGAAGCUCCACUGGAAGUACACAGCCGAGUUGGGGAGCCUGAGUCACUUCACCAUCACUUACUGUGAAGACCAGUCGUGGGGGAAGUAUCGGUGCAAGAAACAGCUUCUGGAGGAGAGGGAGGGGAAGCAACUGAGUCCUCAAGAUGCCAACCACAAGGAGUUCGAGGUGGUGGUGAACGGGCUGAGGAUGGCCACCAACUACACGCUGGAGGUGACGCCCGUCCUUGACACCGAUCCCUCAGACCUCUCCCACCUGGGCCAGGAGGUCACCAUCAGAACUAAGGGCUUCUCAGCCAGGGCCACACAGUGCUUAGCCAACUCCAGUGUCGUCGAGGUUGACACAGGACCUAACUUCGGGGGCAAGAUCUCUGUGGAGGGAAGUGACGACCCGAGGUGUAGGACGGAGGGCAUAAAAGACAGUGCCCAGACGAACUACCUGCUGAGUAUCGACCACGAGGUGUGCGGCAGCCAAGUGCUCAACACCUCCGUCAUGACAUUCAUCAUCGUGCAGGAGAACCUCCCCAUCCUCACCCACUCCACCAGGAGGUUCCUCGUCAAGUGUAGCUACAUCCCUGAGACCUUCACCGUCAGAGCAGGAGUGAGUCUGCCUGAAGAAGACAACAGUGUAGACGAGGACCUAACGCCCUUCGACCAGUCGGUGUUUGAGGUUGACCCGUCCGAGCUGUUCGAUUCUUCCAACAACCUGUUCGAUUCUCGGCUCUCCCAGGAGAUCGGCAGAGCCCUCAAAAUGUCAUGAGGAAGCCAACAAAGAGCCUCAGAUGUGGGCCCACUUGGUGCUGAUGGUGAUCCUGGUGAUGGCAGCCGUGGUGGGUCUCUCCUGCGCCCUCUGGCACUUCGUGAGGCACGCCAGGGC